AUGAUGAAGGAGGAGGGCCUGCUGGGGCGUCGCCGUUUCUCCACGUGCGGCGGCACGGCCUCGCUGCGACCCCCUCACCCGGACGGACGCAAACUCAUCCGCAAUGCCUCCUUCGGGGGUUAUAACGAGCUGUCGCCCAUUUCGCUGUCAGGGUUCGAGAGAGGGAAGGAGGACCUUUUAUCGCUGCCUUUGAAAGAGGAUUCACUUUCCAUAUCCAAGAGCAAGUCAGAAACCAAGCUGUACAAUGGCUCCGACAAGGACGUGUCCGCGUCUGGAGGCAAGCUCACCAAGAAGGAGUCCCUCAAGGUGCAGAAAAAGAACUACAGGGAAGAGAAGAAGAGGGCGACAAAAGAGCUGCUUAGUACCAUCACCGAUCCUUCCGUCAUCGUCAUGGCUGACUGGCUGAAGAUCCGCGGAACCCUGAAAAGCUGGACCAAACUCUGGUGCGUGCUGAAACCGGGCGUCCUGCUGAUUUACAAGACCCACAAGAACGGCCAGUGGGUGGGCACGGUGCUGCUCAACGCCUGCGAGCUCAUCGAAAGACCCUCCAAGAAAGACGGCUUCUGCUUCAAGCUCUUCCACCCCCUGGAGCAGUCCAUCUGGGCCGUCAAGGGUCCUAAAGGCGAGGCGGUGGGCUCCAUCACUCAGCCGUUACCCAGCAGCCACCUCAUCUUCCGUGCCGCUUCCGAAUCUGACGGCCGUUGCUGGAUGGACGCGCUAGAGCUGGCCUUGAAGUGCUCCAGCCUGCUAAAAAGAACCAUGAUCCGUGAGGGAAAGGAAGACGUGAGCACGGUGGCAUCCGGAGGAGAACAUUCCCUUAACUUCUACAGCCUCCUGCGUGCCCACAACAUUCAUGGCUUCCAGUUUAACGACAGCGACCAUUUGAAAGACCCGGACCUUUACUCCGAUAAGUCCGACCGGGAGGGCGAGCCGGACCACGAGGAGUCGGACCCGGAAGGCCUGGAGAAAAGCGAGGAGAGCGACAGCGACACGUCAGAGCGCCAGGACGACUCGUACGUCGACAUGGACCCCAACGAGCACGUGCGAGAAACGUCCUACCUGGAGCAAUCCCACGAGGAACUGGGAGAGGCAGGUGAAGCCGCCCAGACCGAGACCGUUUCAGAGGAAAACAAGUCGCUCAUAUGGACUCUCCUAAAGCAAGUACGACCAGGCAUGGAUCUGUCUAAAGUAGUCCUGCCCACGUUCAUCCUGGAGCCCAGGUCCUUUUUGGAUAAACUCUCGGACUACUACUACCAUGCCGACUUCUUGUCCGAGGCUGCGGUGGAGGAAAAUGCCUACAACCGAAUGAAGAAAGUGGUCAAGUGGUACAUUUCCGGCUUUUAUAAAAAGCCAAAGGGCUUGAAAAAGCCUUACAACCCCAUUAUUGGCGAAACUUACCGUUGCAUGUGGCUCCACCAAAAAACCACCAGCAAGACUUUUUACAUUUCAGAACAGGUAUCGCAUCAUCCUCCCGUGUCAGCAUUUUAUGUCAGCAACAGGAAGGAUGGAUUCUGCCUCAGUGGAAGCAUUCUCGCCAAGUCCAAAUUCUAUGGAAACUCAUUGUCAGCCAUUUUAGACGGCGAGGCUCGACUCACAUUCCUUAACCGAGGAGAAGACUAUGUCAUGAAUAUGCCUUACGCUCACUGUAAAGGCAUCCUUUAUGGCACCAUGACUCUGGAGCUGGGUGGUCAGAUCACCAUUGCGUGUGAGAAGACGGGCUACAGUUCGCAGCUGGAGUUUAAACUCAAGCCAUUUCUGGGAAGCAGUGACAGCGUCAACCAAGUUUCCGGAAAGAUAAAGCUAGGGAAGGAAGUGCUAGCAACUUUGGAAGGACAUUGGGAUAGCGAGAUCUUCAUCAAUGACAAGAAGACUGGAACUGUGGACACUUUUUGGAACCCCACACCGGACUUGAGGCAAAGCAGACUCACCCGUUGCACCGUCCCGCCGGAGGAGCAGGGGGAGUUUGAAUCGGAAAGACUGUGGCAGCACGUGACGAGGGCCAUCAACAACAAGGACCAGACGGACGCCACCAACGAGAAGUUCAUUCUGGAGGAAAGCCAGAGGAAGUCUGCUCGGGAGAGGAAAGCCAAAUGCGAGGAGUGGAAUCCCACUUUGUUCGAGCAGGACCCCGUCACUGGAGAGUGGCACUAUAAAUACGCAGACACGAGGCCAUGGGACCCUCUUAACGACCUGAUCCAGUUUGAAAAAGACGGUUGUAUCCAGACCAAGGUCCGACACCGCACCCCCAUGGUCACGGUGCCAAAGAGGAAACACAAGAGCGACAAAGCUAAAAGUCCAGAGAGCGGAUGCUCUUCGCCUGAGCUUGACCGGCAGGAUUCCUCCGGAAGCGAACGACACAAAAGCAAACAUAACAGCCGUCUGCGCAAGAAGGGCGCAGACUUCACCGAACUUCAAAGUGCCAUUGAAUCCAUAAAACAGACGCAACAGGAUAUCAACAGGAGCAUCACGGCGUUGCGAAGUCGCACGGCAGGCCGAGCGGAGGGCGCCUCCUUCCUGCAGCAGCGCGACUACAUGGUCAUCGUGGCCCUCAUCGUCCUGCAGGUGGUCAUUAACUAUGUCUUCAAGUAG
Molecule: messenger RNA, 2589 nt
Organism: Nerophis lumbriciformis (worm pipefish)
Lineage: Eukaryota; Metazoa; Chordata; Actinopteri; Syngnathiformes; Syngnathidae
Source: RefSeq, a predicted model, not a curated record